This is a messenger RNA of Micropterus dolomieu (smallmouth bass), 2837 nucleotides long. It is a transcript of the gene mfng, whose product is annotated as MFNG O-fucosylpeptide 3-beta-N-acetylglucosaminyltransferase. The record is from RefSeq and is a predicted model, not a curated record. Gene Ontology annotation, biological process: regulation of Notch signaling pathway. The coding region runs from base 285 to 1319 and encodes 344 amino acids. The transcript has 8 exons. Gene Ontology annotation, molecular function: O-fucosylpeptide 3-beta-N-acetylglucosaminyltransferase activity. Gene Ontology annotation, cellular component: membrane. Lineage: Eukaryota; Metazoa; Chordata; Actinopteri; Centrarchiformes; Centrarchidae.
UCUUGCACAGAAAAUGAGAGGAAAUCAGUAUUGAGUUAUUUGAAAGAGAUGAGAUUCUAAAAAGUUGUUAGGAAUAUGCUGGCAUCAUGAAAUUAUUGUGAUGAACAGACUUUAUUAAUACUUGAAUUGGGCUAAUGAGGAACACCGAUGUGAACAUUAUAAAGAAGGAAGACGGAGAGGUGAUGGAGGAGCCGCCACGAUAUUAACAAAUGAACAUUAGGAUUUUAUAUGAGGGGAACAAGAACGUGGUUUAAUUUUUUAUGGAAUCUAAAUAACUUUCCACCAUGCAUAAAAGAUGGAUACGUCGGAGUUUGCCUGUAUUGGUUUUUACCUUCAUCAUCGUCCUCUACCUGGAUUUUCAAUUUCGCAGCCUUCCCAAACACAAUGUGGUUCGCGAUCCAUCACCCGACGCGUUUCCGAUAUGCAGGCUGACUGCCAUGGACGCACAGAACCCGGCUUGCAACAGCAGCAGGAACAGAGGACACCCGGCCUCUGUAGAUGGACAUGUCACCCAGACCAAGCUGAAGUUGGAGGACAUCUUCGUUGCUGUGAAGACCACCGGGAGGUUCCACAAGACGCGCCUUGCGCUCCUUUUGGAGACGUGGAUCUCCAGAACCAAGGCGCACACAUUCAUUUUCACCGACACGGAGGAUGAGGAUUUACGUUCAGAUGGUCACAACAUAGUGGUAACAGGCUGCCAGUCUGAUCACAGCCAGCAGGCUCUGUCCUGCAAGAUGUCUGCCGAGUAUGAUGGCUUCAUGGCCUCAGACAAGAGGUGGUUUUGUCAUGUGGACGAUGAUAACUAUGUGAACCCAGAGGCCCUCCUCGCCCUGCUCUCGGCCUUCCCCCAGGACAGUGACAUAUACGUGGGCAAACCGAGCCUGGACCGGCCCAUCACUGCUCAUGAACUGCUGGAGGGCAAUGCAACGAGGGAAGUGCGGUUCUGGUUUGCUACAGGAGGAGCAGGAUUCUGUCUAAGUCGGCGGCUGGCGGAGAAGAUGGCUCCGUGGGCCAGCGGCCUUCGGUUUGAGGAGACGUCGGCAACCAUCCGUCUCCCUGACGACUGCACGGUGGGCUUCAUCGUGGAGAAAAGGCUGGGCAUCUCCAUGGUCCACUGUCCUUUAUUCCACUCCCACCUGGAAAACCUGCUGCUCAUCAGCCACAGAAGCAUACCACACCAGGUGACUCUGAGCUAUGGGAUGUUUGAGAACAAGAUGAACAGCAUCGAGGUGAAAGGACGCUUCUCUAAGGAGGAAGACCCCUCCAGGUUUAAGACUGUCCACUGCAUGCUGUAUCCUUUCACCAGCUGGUGUCCUUGAACUCAUCAUAGAAGACUACAACUUCCAAACACACGUGGUACAAGAAUGGUAUUCCUGCUGGAUGAAGUCCCUUGCCAGGACAUUGUCUGCAUGCAAAUAAAACUGAUGCAUUUAAUGUGACGGAACAACAACAACCCGAGGUGGAGAAUCAGAAAGCAGAAGUGUAGCCUUGGACAACAGACUCAACUGCUGUACCACAACCGCUCACUCUUAGUUUGCCUGAACCUGCCUAAAACAGUGAUCAGAUGAACGCUUUCAGAAUCAGAACAUAGGAUAUUAACAGGACUGACUAUGAACUGAGAAAGAUUUUCUGUUCUUCAGCUCUGUGUUACAGACAGACUGUUACAUGAAAUGAUUUCUUGCGUCUUUACUACUGAAUGUUUUUCUUUGUUUUGAUGAUUUUAUCUGUGGGAGUGAAGCACUUAAGACAAGCAGCACUUUUGCUUUUCACUAAAACUUAAAGGUAAACAUUACAUUGUACAUCUUCUUAAAAUGUACACACAUUUUGAUAUAUUUGAUCAUUAUCAAAAGAUUCAAAAUCUUAAAGUUGAUGAUGAUUUAAAAUGGACAGAGUCUGCACCAACAGGGCCUGAAUUACCUUCAGGGUGUGCGUAGGUUACAGUUGCCAAAUUUAUUUUAGUUUUUAUUGAUUUAAUGUGUGUGGCCUUUUGUGUGUGUGUGUGUGUGUGUGUUGUUAUGAAGGGGACUGUGUCCUUGUGUCUAUGAAGUCUCACACAAUGAACCUUUCUGACCCAUAUCUCCCUCCUUAUCCAAACCUCCUGUCCUCCCUCCCUCCUUUUUCUCACUUGCUCCCUUCUUUCCUCCACCCCUCCAUCUGUCUCUCUGUUUACUCAGUCUUGUCCACAAUUGCUGUGAUGGCUACUCAAAGGCCAUGGCUGAAAGUAAAAUGAACUGCCACUUUCAUCCUGUUUGCCUCAGUUGUAUUUAUUUAGUUAUUUUUUAAAUUAAAAAAGCAACAACAAAUCACUGAAAGCAGGGAGAAAAUCACAACUGACACACCUGAAACCUGCAUGCUGCCUAACCUGCAUGGCCUGAAAAACUAGAUCACAUUUGCAGACAAUCUUAUCGAGCUGGACAAAACAGGUUCAGAACGAGAAUAUGAAUCUCAUAAUGACAUGCACACAAUCAAAUGUUAGUAGGAGAUAGAGACCAUGUGCAAAGAGGUGACACUGCUGCCGGCGGCUCGCAGGUUGCUUGUUUGCUGGGAAUGGAGAUGUGAUGAAUACAGAUUCGCUGCUAAAUGCUUCUGGGGCUGACCUUGUGUGAAGUGGAUGGAAAGUGGUUGAGAAUGUGCAGGAAUGACUGUGUGGCUCUGACACAUCUCCACGAGAAUAUUGAAACCCAUCAUGUGAAGCAAAUACCACGUGUGUUUGAAUGUGAGCAGAAAGUUUACUGUGUAUGUAUGUAAUGUAAAAUCAUUUUCCUGCAGGGAUUACACAAUGAACUGUGUACGUAUUAUUAACAGUGCUGGGCAACGAUUAAAAUUUUUGAUUGCGA